Haliotis rufescens (red abalone) is the source of this 4770-nucleotide messenger RNA. Its product is annotated as ankyrin-3-like. Bases 211 to 3009 code for a protein of 932 amino acids. Gene Ontology annotation, cellular component: cytoplasm; nucleus. The transcript is spliced from 8 exons. Gene Ontology annotation, molecular function: DNA binding; protein binding; cysteine-type peptidase activity. The record is from RefSeq and is a predicted model, not a curated record. Gene Ontology annotation, biological process: innate immune response; proteolysis. NCBI's taxonomy places the organism in Eukaryota, Metazoa, Mollusca, Gastropoda, Lepetellida, Haliotidae.
GUCAGUGUAGCAUACCCAGGAAACCAGGCUGCGGCAUUGAUUGCAUGUACCCGCAUUUGCACAACUACCUGGCAGGCAGCCAAGAUUCAUGUCGUAUACAAAGCGCCACGUCACUGUCUAUACGACAGUCCUAGUUUCUCUUUCAUUAUGCGUUGUACAGAAAGAUUGGGGCGGCCAUAGCAGCACAGCAAAUAUUGGAUAGCUAAAGCUAUGGAUAGCGAAGACAGAGAGGUGACAGCUCCGUACUUCACGGGGAGGAACAAGGCACUGAAGCUCACUGAAGUGUUGGAGAUACUGGACAACCCUGAUGACAAACGGGCUAUAGUAACAACCCCAGCUCAACCCCAUGGAGGAGACGGGUACUUGUACAGGGUGGAGGCAGACUCGGUGGAAGACUCAUGGAAGAAUGACAGCUACCACUUCAAGCAUAUUGGUUCCCAGGAACAACCCAACCCUGCACCCAAGGUCGUCAAGCAGUACUUCGUGGCUUAUAAAAGUGAUGGCAGCACCACCAAGUCUUUUAAACGACAGGCAUACAACUUGCUCGGGGCAGACGUGAAAUAUAUGUUAGUACACUACAUAGGAAAACACACAGAAGCGUUAUCGGAUCCAAAAUAUGAGAAACGUUUGAAUGCGGCCCUCCCCCUUGGAUCUGAGGUGGUGAACCCUGGCGUAAGAAAAGCUGGUUCUGGAGAUGAAGAUGGUGGAGAAAGGGAGACAAGUGAUAUGGAAUGUGAUCAUGAUCCUGCAAAUACGAACUCUCCUACUUCCCAGCCUUCCUCAGGUGAAGUUAGCUCGAAGAAAAGGAAACAUGACCCUGAUAUUGUGAAUAUGUGUGUGAAAACUCCUAAAUGUUCAGAAAGCGAACAAAUAACAGAAAACAAUUCGAUUGACAACAUAACCACCGAAUGUGUUAGUCAUCAACCUGAUGAAAGACCAACCAAUCUCAGAUCAUUCACCGAAAGUGUGCUGAACAAACGUACACAUAUCGUUAUCGCAAGGUGUGUGUUGAACCUGACACAAUACUGGGAGAAAAACACCACGUAUACUUCCCUUGACAGUCCGUGUUUAUCAUUAAUCGCUGACAUAAACAGUCAAUGGAGAAAUGACCUCGCAGAAGUCAGUGACAGGUUGAAGUGGUCACGACUUAGCCCGGACAUUCUCGGUGAUGACCAGUGCCCGGAGACGUAUCUCAGUCUGAUAUCAGCUGUCAUAGUAGGUGCAUAUCACAUGAAGACGGACAUCACAGAGUUUGUUGACACCCUCUAUAUGUACCCACAACAUGUGAUGAGUGACUACGCCGAGACAGAUGACGACGAUGGGACGGAUCCUCAGAUGUGCAAGGUGGGGCCCCACAGCAUACAGAGGAAUCAUCUCCUCGAUCCGACAGCAUGGCUUGGUGAUGAGGUCAUGCAAGCAUACAUGCAUGUCCUGCAGACCACUUGGAAUAGGAGCAGCAGCCAUCACUGCAUUGUACUUGAUUCCUUCCUGGUCAGCGAUUGGGAGAAAGACGAGUAUGACGGGCCUCCUUGCAAGGAGGAACUUGGAACUUACACGUGGAUCGUGAUGCCAGUGAACAUGCCACUAAAUAAACACUGGGUGCUUCUGGUCGCCAAUGCCCAGGAUGGAACAGUGGGCGUGGUCAACUCUAAGUGUGCUCUUAAUGUAGAGGACAAACUUAUUCAACAUUGGAGAAAAUAUACAUGCAGUUUGAGGAGAGCUGAUGGAUCAGUGGUCACAUGGAUAACGACAGAAUAUCCAGUACUCAGUCAAACAGAUGAGCAUAGCUGUGGCAUCUUUGUGAAUAUGGCACUAGAAGCUGUACUAUCGGAGGUGCCUCCCAGUGUCAUGAGGAGCUGCCACACUGUCUGGUACAGGAGGUACAUCUGGCGCAGACUGCGGGAAUAUGCAGAUGAACAUACACAGCCUGAUAUGGACACAGACAUGCUUGAGUCUCCAUGUGAAAAGCUGACAAAUAAUCCAGCGUCAACGAAGGCCAGAACAUUUGCGUAUACAAUAGUCAAUAGGUCGACCAGCAUAGAUGAUACGAGAUACAGUUUACAUAAAGCAGCCAGCCUCGGAGAUAUUAGACGCAUGCAUUUGUUGAUAGACCAGGGCGAGUUUGUAGCGAGUACCGAUGACCGAGGGUGGACCCCUUUGCACUGUGCCUGUGAAAACGGUCAUGGCGAAGCUGUUGCUGUUCUUGUUUCCAGGCGGAAGGGCGACGUACAAAAAAGAGCUAAACUUACUUUGUACAGUCCUAUCAUGGAUACGAAGUAUGCGUAUCUAGCGGGAAUAUUACCACUGCACAUUGCUUGUUUAAAUGGACAUGAGAAUGUAGCACACAUUUUAAUCAAAAGCGGUGCAAAUGUUGACGACAAAAGUGAAACUGGAACAACGGCUCUUUUUUUUGCUUCUGGUAACGGACAUAAAUCUGCAGUCGAAUUUCUGAUCAAGAGUGGUGCAAGUGUUACAGCUGUUAAUAAGGACGGAUGGACGGCACUACAUCAAGCUUGUCAGAAUGGACAUGAAUCUGUAGCCACACUUCUGAUCAAGAGUGGUGCAAGUGUUACGGCUGAAGACAAGGACGGAUGUACAGUUCUACAUAUAGCUUGUCAGAAUGGACAUGGUUCGUUAGCCGCACUUCUGGUCAAGUAUGGUGCAAGUGUUACAGCUGUUAAUAAAAACGGAUGGACGGCACUACAUCUAGCUUGUCAAAAUGGACAUGAAUCUGUAGCCGAAGUUCUGAUCAAGAGUGGUGCAAGUGUUACAGCUGAAGACAAGGAAGGAUGUACGGUUCUACAUAUAGCUUGUCAGAAUGGACAUGGUACGUUAGCCGCACUUCUGGUCAAGUAUGGUGCAAGUGUUACAGCUGUUAAUAAAGACGGAUCGUCGGCACUACAUCUAGCUUGUAAGAAUGGACAUGAAUCUGUAGCCACACUUCUGAUCAAGAGUGGUGCAAGUGUUACAGCUGUUGAUAAGGACGUUGCACGAUUUCUCUACUUGUAAGACCUGUAUGUGUGGAAAGAAUAUUUGACCAAAAUGCUUAUCUUUGCGUAUCUCCAAACACUGUUACCACUGAAUAUUCUUUUAUACUAGUAUAUUGAUGUUGUAUGCUUAAGGAAAUAGUUGAAACAUUUGUAUUAUCGACUGCAGAAUAUUAACAGUAUAUCCGAUUCAUGGCGAAUAUUCCUCGGUUCUUAAUAUUUCAGAAACUUUGAAGCAGUUUGAAAACGCUCGGACACAGACAGGAAAACCCACGGGGGAUAUACCACCGCUUGUCUUUUGACAACAGCAAUCUCCACGGGCGUAUAUCCGAUUACAUACUUUUAACAUUGAGGUGGUCAAGUUUUGAUCACCAUUAAAAAUACCUACCACUUGGAGACCCAAUCUCAUUAAAAGCAGAUCUUAGUUCUCGCUGCCGCUAAACAAAGAUCUGAGGACAUCCCAUUACGGGUCACGUUAGACCGACCUUUCACGAACUCUAACCGACCAAUGAAAUUACUAACAAGAAGUUGAUAUUAGCCAAUCAGAAGGCAGCUUUCUCGUGCUUUACGGCACUAAUUUCAAAUUGGCGACUACGCUUCGAAACAUAUUUUGACAAAUUCUCCCUUAAAAAAAUUGGAAAGUACAUUCUCGAAUGGCUAAUACAUGGUCUAGAUUGUAUAGAUUCAGUCGUUAAGCCCGUAACUAUCGUUCGGAAUACCCGUUUUAAAGUUUUGGAGGCUGCAUGAUUGGAAAUCGCAUUCCGCCUGUCACUUUCAUGAUCUGGUAAGCGACGCUCCGAUUGGUCAGAUGAAAGGUCGUGAACCCUAAUGGGAUGUCCUCAGAUCUUUGCUUAGCGGUAGAGAGAACUAAGAUCUCAUUUUAAUGAGAUUGCUUGGAGACCCAGCAUAGAUUUCUAUUAGAGUUUUAGGUCUUCCUAUCAUCAUUCGACCCGUGAAGAUUCCGGGGUAGAAUAGUUCUUCAGCAACCCAUACUUGCCGUAAAAGGCGACUAUGCUUGCCGUAAAAGGCGUCUAACGGGAUCGGGUGGUCAGGCUCGCUGACUUGGUUGAUACAUGUCAUCGAUCGCAAUUGCGUGGAUCGAUGCUCAUGAUGUCAAUCACUGGAUUGCCUGGUCCAGACUCGAUUAUUUUACAGACCGCCGUCAUAUAGCUGGAAUAUUGCUGAGUGCAGCGUUAAACAACAAACAAACAAAUCCUAUCAUCAUUCAUUCAAAAAGCUUUCAAAAUGCGCAAAACUGUUUUCAGUCGACUAUAAAUAACAUAUACUUUCUGUUACUCUGUACACAAUAUUAUACUAUCUAAAGCUACAUGGUAUAUGGAAGCAGUCUGUAUAUAAUCAAGUAUGGACCAGACAAACCAGUGACUGAUGUCGGUUAAUGAUGACACACAAUCAACUAAGUUACUGAGCCUGACAUAAAGACAUCGUGUUCACAAUUCACAUAAAGUCUAUGUGACCUAAUGCCUUUUAUAUAUGCUAACCAACAUUAGCUCUCAUUGAGAGGUGGGAACAGUAGAACGUGUUUUAAUGUCCACUUUCGGGCGUGGUUUUCAUUUGUUACAAGAAGGUCAUAGGAAUUGCCUACCAUGUCAGUUAUCGCAACUGUCAUUGAGACGUUUGAUGCACAGAGUUUCAUAUAUACCACGAAAUGUUUACUGAAUGAAUUGAAUUUUAUUACUGACUAUAAUAUUUAAAAUGUUUUGAAUAAUAAAAAGAAACAUAUAUAGUAUUUUAUUGGUGUCCUUCAGAUAAAUUUUAAAAUAUU